CUCUCUCUCUCUCUCUCUCUCUCUCUCUCUCUCUCUCUCUCUCUCUCUCUCUCUCUCUCUCUCUCUCUCUCUCUAUGGGGCUUUUGAAAGUUUGGGUCACCAUUCUCAUGACCCCUUGUGCAACUUUCUUGGGGAGGAAAUGGAAUCUUCUAGACCUUGUGACAGCUGGUAUGUUCUUGAGUGUGCAUUGCCUGGCUUUGUUUGCACCGUUUUACUUCACUUGGACUGCGUUUUUCGUGGCCUAUUUGCUGGCCGUUGUGACCGGUUUUGGAAUCACUCUUUCUUACCAUAGAAAUCUUGCUCAUAGAAGUUUUAGGGUUCCAAAAUUGCUUGAGUACUUGUUUGCCUACUGUGGGGUUCUUGCACUUGAGGGAAGUCCAAUUGAAUGGGUGAGCACACACCGAUACCACCACCAGUUUACUGAUACAGAAAAAGACGCUCACAGCCCUCUUAAGGGUUUCUGGUAUAGUCAUAUGGGCUGGAUCCUUGAUAGCAAUUCUCGGUUUGGAAGAUAUGGAGGACUAAGGAAUGUUGAAGACAUGAAAAAGCAGCCAUUUUAUGUGUUUCUUCAUCAUACUUUCAUGCUACACUCAUUUGUUCUUGCAGGCAUAUUAUAUGCCGUGGGUGGACUUCCCUUCUUGGUUUGGGGAGUGGGCGUGAGAAUGGUAGUUGUUUUCCACAGUACUUUGUUUGUAAAUUCUGCUGGCCACACCUGGGGAUAUCAGGCAUGGAACACCGGGGAUCUGUCUAAGAACCUUUGGUGGUUGGGAUUGCUUGCACUUGGAGAAGGCUGGCACAAUAAUCACCAUGCUUUCGAAUACUCAGCUCGACAAGGCCUGGAAUGGUGGCAAAUUGACUUGACUUGGUACAUCAUAAAAUUUCUUGAAGCUCUAGGACUGGCAACAGAUGUCAAAGUACCAUCCGAGGCUCACAGGCAACGGAUGGCUUUAAAGACAGACUAAAUCCAUGGCUGCUCAAGAUUGCUAAGCAUGGGAUGUCUAGCUUCAAACUCUAUUUGCUGUUUUAGGGUGGUAAUGAUAUUUUUCAUGCAUGUUGUGGGCCUUAUUAUUGUUCAGAAUUAAUGCUAUGCUUUGUAUUAGCAAUUAAUGCUUUACUUUUAACCAGGCAUUUAUAACAAACUUGAGGGGUUUUGUUUCA
Messenger RNA from Prunus avium (sweet cherry), 1158 nucleotides. Its product is annotated as palmitoyl-monogalactosyldiacylglycerol delta-7 desaturase, chloroplastic. Gene Ontology annotation, molecular function: palmitoyl-[glycerolipid] 7-desaturase activity. The record is from RefSeq and is a predicted model, not a curated record. Gene Ontology annotation, cellular component: endoplasmic reticulum membrane. Gene Ontology annotation, biological process: very long-chain fatty acid biosynthetic process. NCBI's taxonomy places the organism in Eukaryota, Viridiplantae, Streptophyta, Magnoliopsida, Rosales, Rosaceae.